Polychytrium aggregatum is the source of this 737-nucleotide messenger RNA. RefSeq lists its product as uncharacterized. The record is from RefSeq and is a predicted model, not a curated record. NCBI's taxonomy places the organism in Eukaryota, Fungi, Chytridiomycota, Chytridiomycetes, Polychytriales. The transcript is spliced from 2 exons. The coding region runs from base 7 to 573 and encodes 188 amino acids.
UCGUUGAUGUCCUUGAUCGUGGCGAGUGUCACUGGGCCGUCCUUGGAUGCUGCGUCGACGGUGUUGAGGAUCAGGUUGAUCCACACGAAUGUCUUGGACUGGUCCAGCAGGAUGGCGACUGCUUCGGUGCGGUCCGAGUCACUGAGAGUGUCAUACACUCAAAGUCGGUGGCGGAUGAACACUCGGAGGUCACGGAUGUUCUCCUCGCUCGAGGGUUCGAUCGUCUUGGUUGGUACCCCUCCAGACCAAGGUUCGCUGUCUUGGGAAAGUAUAUUAUGGCCCUCCGACCAAGUUGGUUCCUCAUUGGCAAGCAUCUUCCCCUGGGGCAGUCUGAGUGAAGUCUUGGAUUCGUUCGCGUCCGGAAAGCAGCCAAAGCUUGGAGAAUCGAUCGGGGGGGGGAGAGAGGAGAAAAGGGCCUGGAUCGCCUCUUUUGAGCCUCGGCCGGACAACCCGGCCAAGGGGAGGAGCUCCGCAGAACCGAAGGGAUCGCGUUCCUCCGCUUCAGCCACCAGGCGGACGAUGUUGGCAGUCUCGGUCGAGCACCGACCCAGGCCGACGCCGACCAAGAAUUGAUCUCCGCGACAUCCCAAGGAGCCCAAACUUGGCGACGGGAGCGUCGCCUUGCUGCUGGGGGGGGGGCAAGGCCGCAGCCUGGACAAGGAGAUUCCCGUCAACCGAGCGCAUGCUGUUCGCAUGAUGGACACGGCCACCCCAGCGCCGUCACCCAGAGCUGCGCA